This is a messenger RNA of Arctia plantaginis, 1062 nucleotides long. Lineage: Eukaryota; Metazoa; Arthropoda; Insecta; Lepidoptera; Erebidae. The record is from the annotation of a GenBank genome assembly.
AUGCCAAAAAUUAUUGAGUUGACAGUGGAAAUAGAUAUACAAAAAGUAUCAUGUCCCGGUGUCUGGUUAUGUCAGGGUGGUCGUGUUUGCCUCACAGUUUUCGCCCUUGGCACCAGCUACCAGACAUGUCUUCUUCCACCAGUCUUUCCUCUUAUGUUCAAGGAUGUAUUUUACUUCAAGAAACGUUUCCAACAGUCCUGUGCACUUAAUAAUAUCUGUUGUUUGCUAAAAGAUGAAACAAUAUACUGUGAGUUGGUACAAUGUGGAACUAAAUGUGUAACAGAAGAGUGUAUGAUUUUAGCGCAGUAUCUCGGUGCCAUGAACGAUGUACUGUUCCCCCCCAACAUGUGCUCCAAUGACGGCGUAGAUCUGCUCAUGAGGAGGUCUAAGCUUUUCCCUGGUAUAUUAUCGCCUAAAAUUGAAAUAGCAACCAAAGUUCGUAUAGAUGAGGUAUGGGACCAACCUUGUCAUGUCGACUCUACUGUUAAAGUACACGCGUGUCAUUGCGGACUGAAGGGAGAAGGAGUUAGACAGAAGCAAGUUUGUCACUCGGCUAGAUACCAUCAAGCCAGGUGCAAUCCAAGAAGGAACUCAGCUUCAAGGUCAUCAUCGAGAUCAAGGUCGCGCUCAGCCAUAUCGACUUCGUUGAACAGUUUAAACAAAAAUGCAGACCACUGCAGUUGUACUAAUUGUAAACAUUACGCUAGGCCUAGACGUCGAUCGGGCUUAUCACAGUUGCGUGAUUAUUAUGUGUACAACGUUCAAACUUCUACUCCCGAACGGGAAAAGUCGCCAAUAGGCAACCAGCCCGAAGGAUAUAGUGAAGAACUGAGCAGAUCCACCGAAGCUUUAUUCGAUGCCGCGGAAAAAGCGCACGGAGGAAACCUAAACUAUGAAGAUGAGGCAAAUAAGGUGACAUUGGAGAGCCGUUAUAUCGACCAAGAAAAUUAUCGCAGGAAAACUGCAAAAGACGUUCCCAAGAUGUACUGCAGGGCUAAGACAAGCCCGUGCGUCUGUGAAAUAUGUAGAAGGUACCAUGAAUUGUUUCAUUCCAAUAAAUAA